AUGUCUGUCGCAGUAAACGAGGGCGAGGACGCGAUGGACGCGUCUGAUGACGCCCUCAAGGGGUUCGUGCUGGAAAAGGUGUUGGAUCAAGGCAAGUGGGACCCGCGCUCUAGGACCGCUUCCUUGCUAGGUAGGCUGGACGAUCGCGCAGCCAUCUUGCUCCUGGAAAAGACGCACUUUGAGCCGAGCUUCUUCGAAGAGGUUGGAUCUGAGCGUCUCUUCUCCCAGCUGAGAGACAUUGGACAGAACGACGUCUAUCGCUGGUUGUUGGGCUGGAGGAGGAGGAGGAGCUUGCACGAUGCAGCGAGUGCAUCCAACAGCUCCAACAACGCGCGCGCUCCGGCAGACUUUAAGAUGACGUUGAUACACCCGGCGUCCGAAACGCAUGUGGCCAAGUAUAGCGUCCAGAGCCGCUUCAUGAUCAACGAAACGCCCGAAUUGUACGAAAAGAUCGUCUUGCCAUUCAUUCUCAGUCAGCCAUCGUCGAGGAUACAGUGGGUGUACAACAUCCUCGACAAGAAGAAGGAGGCAGAUUCGAUCAUCUACGAGGAUCCGGACCCCGAGACAGGCUUCGUGCUCUUGCCAGAUCUCAAGUGGGACCGCAAAACGACAUCUUCCCUUUACUUGGUUGCGAUCGCCCACGACCGGUCCUUGCGCAGUCUUCGAGAUCUUCGACCGCAAACAGAGACUCCCGCACAUGCCCGCUUACUGCGCAAGGUGCAAUCGGCCGCAGCUACAGCCGCAAGAGGCACAUACGGACUCGACAAGGAGGGCGCUUCGGGUAUCAGGUGCUUUCUGCACUACCAACCCACAUACUACCACCUGCACAUUCACAUCCUCUCAGCUGACCACACAUCACACCCGGGAUCCAUCGUUGGGCAAGCGCACCUGCUCGACGACGUGAUUGAUCUUCUGACGCUCGGGGUAGAUUUCAGGAAACGCACCUUGACCUAUGCGCUGGGAGAGCGAAGCGAGCUGCUGGCUCUCAUAAAGACCUCUGGCGCUCUCUCACCGUGA
Molecule: messenger RNA, 1017 nt
Organism: Ceraceosorus guamensis
Lineage: Eukaryota; Fungi; Basidiomycota; Exobasidiomycetes; Ceraceosorales; Ceraceosoraceae
Product: scavenger mRNA decapping enzyme
Exons: 7
Coding region: 1-1017 (338 amino acids)
Biological process (GO): deadenylation-dependent decapping of nuclear-transcribed mRNA
Cellular component (GO): nucleus; P-body
Molecular function (GO): hydrolase activity; RNA 7-methylguanosine cap binding
Source: RefSeq, a predicted model, not a curated record